GGUCCUUACCCGUUGAUUAUACCGGUUUGGAUUAGGGAAAUUGUGCUGGUAAUAAGUGCAGGAUCUUCAAAUUCUGCAAAGACCAUGCUGUCUAGCUUGCGGUAGCGAACUUACUCCAAUUCGCCUUAAUUAUUUUCAACUGUAUAAGAUGCAACUACAACAUUCAUUAUCAUGCUCAAAGCUAGCUAGGUUAUCGAUACCCCAGCGUUCCCCUCAAUCGCUCCUCAUAGGCAUUGCGGCGCGCAGCGGUAGCUCACGACAGCUAGCAGUUCAGGUGCGCGCUGCAAAAGGAUUCGGUAAAUCAAAGCAGCCAGUCCGCAAGGCAACAGACGACGAUGACGACAAGUCGCGCAAGCAAUCGGGCAGGCGUAAGCGCCUGUACCCCGAGUCCCAGGGACCCAUCCCCGGCCAGGCACAGCAGCAGCAAACCCAGCAGCAGCAGGGCCUGAACGGUCAGCCACAAGGCCAGUUCGAACUCGGCUUUCCCGGCUCGCCGGGGCAUGCCGCGGAGGAUGAUGAUGACUUCCUGACCCGCCUGCAAGCGCUGAAGGAGAAGGGCAAGGAACGAGCCGCGGCUGCAGCCGCAUCCACAGCCGAGGCCAACGACGCCGCCGCAUCCGCGCCAGCCAUCUUCGACGCAGCACCCACUCCCGCCUCCGCUGAUACCGACAUCUACGCCAACCCGCCUCCGCUGGCGCAAACCCUGCUGGCCGCUGCUUCCGGCGGCGACGCCGCCGCUGCCAGCGGUAUCUCCGACCCCAAGCUCCGCGACGCCAACAUCGGUCCCAGCCAGCUGGGUCUGGCUGCGGGCGCGCUGGUGUUCAUCGCGGUGUUCGUGGUGGUGGCUGCGGGGGACUACGCGCCCGCAUCCCGGCGGUACGCGGGGGUGCGGCCGGCUCAGCAGCCGCCCGACCCCAUUGAGGAGAAGAUCCUGAAGGGUCGCAUCGCGCUGUACCAGGACCAGUUGCAGGCCAACCCCUCCAACGACGAUGCCACCCUGGCGCUGGCAAACUCGUACGCCCGGCUGCUGCAGUACGACCGGGCGGCGGAGCUGCUGGAGGGGCUCACGCGGAGGACCCCGGACGACGCGGAGGCCUGGCGGCUGCUGGGCGAGAGCUCGCUGCUCAGUCAGCAGCCUCGCAAGGCAGUGCCCGCAUUCGAGCGCGCGGUGGAGCUGCGGCGACAACAGCAGACAGCAGCUGCCGCCGCCUCGCCUGCGGUGGUGGUGGUCAGCCAGCCCGACCUGCAGCUGCUGACGGGGCUGGUGGAUGCGUACAUUGCGAACGGGGAACACGCGCGGGCCAUUGAGACGCUGAAGGGCAUUCGGGAGCAGCUGAGGAGCAGCCAGCAGCAGCAGCUGCUGCAGGGGCAGCAGCAGCAGCAGGCAGCAACGGCAGCGGCGGAGGGCGCUGGAGCAGCGGCCUCAGCGUCCUCAGCAGCGGAGGAGGGGGUACCAGCGGGGGCGGCCAUCGACGCCUCCUCACUGGCAACGGCUCUGCCGGUGCUGCAGGCGCCGCCGCUGACGGGUGACGCGACAGAUGCGGCGGCCACCUCCACCUCCACCUCCACCACGGCUGCUGCUGAGUCCUCGGCUGCCAAUGCCGAUGCCGCCCCUUCAUCCGGGCAAUCUGACGCCCAGCCGUCUUCAUCCUCAUCUUCAUCCCAGCAGCCUUCAACCACGUCCCCUGAAGCUCAACAACAGCAACAGGGGCAACCGGACCAACAGCAGCAGCCUGCAGCAGCCCCCGCACCUGCAGCCCCCGCUGUGCGCCCGCUGGACCCGGUGGGAGUGGAGCUGCUGCGCGGCAAGGUGUACAGCUCGUGGCGGGGUCACGAGCAGGACGCGCUGGCCGCGUAUGACGAGCUGCUGGCGGCGUAUCCGGAGGACUACCGCGGCUAUCUGGCCAAGGGGCUGUUCCUGAAGGAGCGAGGGCGCAAGGCGGAUGCGGAGCGCAUGUUCCUGCAGGCUCGCUUCUUCGCUCCCGCCUCCAAGCAGCAGCUGGUGCGGGCGCUGGCUGAGGCCUCCCCCACCCUGGAGCUGCCGGACAACAACUGAGAUGACGAUGAAGAGGAGGGGAUGAUGAGCGGGCUGGGCGGGAUGGGGUCAGGCCGGGAGCAGGGUACAGCGGGCAGCAUAGUGAGGCGAAGGGGGACAGUUGGGCUGGGUCCUAGUGCGGAGGGGUGAGCGUGCGUGUAGGUGUGGUAGUUCGCUGGGCCCUAGGAGUGGUAGAUGGGCAGUGUAGCCGGCCGAUAGCACUCGAGUCCCCGCGGCUCUGGGAGCAGCGUACCGGUAGGUUGACAAAGGUCGCGUGUUGUGAAGCCGCGUUGCAUGCACAGCAGAGAGAGUGGAAGGUAGUGCCGGUGGCAGUCGUGGAGUGGGGCGGGAUAAGUAGGAAGAGAGGGCGCAUGGGCUGCACGGCGGCACUUACACACGUGCAGGCGGCAUGAAGCGCUACUCGUGCAUGUGGAUGGGGAGGAAAGGCACACCGGACGAGGCUGCCCCGGGCCCCAGCGAACGGGCUGCCCCGGGCGGAUGCAUGCAGGUGCAGGUGCAUAGGUAGGGGUAGUUAGGGGCGGCCAUGCAGAGGACGGACACCCGUGCGGCUUACAGGUGUGGCGUUGCAUGGCGAGGACCCAUCUACAGGCAAAGCACUGACCAUGUAAUGAGGUGUAAACGAGCACUGGACCUGCUAUGCAAGCCGCUCGGAUUGGAAGUCCCCACUGCAUCACC
Astrephomene gubernaculifera is the source of this 2731-nucleotide messenger RNA. The record is from the annotation of a GenBank genome assembly. NCBI's taxonomy places the organism in Eukaryota, Viridiplantae, Chlorophyta, Chlorophyceae, Chlamydomonadales, Astrephomenaceae.